Arachis ipaensis is the source of this 2227-nucleotide messenger RNA. RefSeq names its product putative xyloglucan galactosyltransferase GT13. NCBI's taxonomy places the organism in Eukaryota, Viridiplantae, Streptophyta, Magnoliopsida, Fabales, Fabaceae. The record is from RefSeq and is a predicted model, not a curated record. Gene Ontology annotation, molecular function: glycosyltransferase activity.
GAAUCAAACUCUUGCAUUACAAAAUCAAUCUCUCUCCCUCUUUUUUUCUUAUGAUUCAUCAGAGAGAAAUAAUAACAAACACAUACAUUAUAUUCUUCAUCUUCAAAGUCAAACACAAGAAAGAAUGAUGGACAAUAAGUCACCAUUGAGGAGGUACUUUGAACAAUUCCGGUUUGUUUUUCUCACCAUCUUUCUUUUCUACAUGUCAAUGAUUCUCUUGGAUUAUUAUUCUGUGAUCAAAGAAAAUGGUUUCUCCUUAAAACCAUUCAAAACCAAUGGUGCAAAUCAUCAUCAUGUUGAUAAUGAUAAUACUCCUAUUACACCUUCAAUUCCCUCACUCAAUUUCACUCAAAACAAUUCAACAACAAAUGGGGUUGAAUUCAAUAGCACACAAGAGAAACAAAUGAUUCCUCCCCCUCCUCCUCCUCCUUUGAUUAGAGACAACAACAAUGUUAAUGUUGAUGAACUUAUUGUUACACCAAAUAGUAAUAAUAAGGCUCCACCAAUAAGAAAUUCAGACCCUUGUUAUGGCCAAUAUAUCUAUGUUCAUAAACUUCCUAGCAGGUUCAAUGAUGAUUUAUUAAAGAGAUGUCGCAGUUUAUUGCAUUGGGGUGAUAUGUGUCCUUAUCUCACAAAUUUAGGACUUGGUCCUAAGAUUAUUGAGAAUGCAAAGGUUUUGUUGAAGGAUACUUGGUACCAAACAAACCAAUUCUCCUUAGAAGUUAUUUUCCACAACAUUAUGAAGCAUUACAAGUGCUUAACCAAUGAUUCUGCAUUGGCCUCAGCAAUAUUUGUGCCUUAUUAUGCUGGUCUUAAUGUUGGUCAAUAUCUUUGGGGAUAUGAUGAUGGAAUUAGAGAUGAAGCUCCAUUAGCACUUGUGGAAUGGCUUUCAAAUCAGAAAGAAUGGAAGAGGAUGUGGGGUAGGGAUCAUUUUUUGAUUGGUGGAAGAACAGCAUAUGAUUUCAGAAGAAAAAGUGGUGAUUUUGGUGAUUGGGGGACCAAGUUAAUGUUCUUGCCAGAAGCUAGGAACAUGUCAAUGUUGACAAUUGAGACAGAUUCCUAUGACAAUGAUUUCCCAAUUCCAUAUCCAACUUACUUUCACCCUUCAAAGGAUCUUCAGGUUUCUUUGUGGCAAAAGAGAAUGAGAAGAAUGAAGAGGCCUUAUUUGUUCUCCUUCGCGGGCGCCCCAAGGCCUAAUGCACCGUAUUCCAUCAGAAACGAGCUCAUCAGACAAUGCCUGUCUUCUAGAAGUUGCAAACUCCUAAGCUGCUACAAGGGUAAAAACAACAAAAAUACUUGUGAAGAUCCGGUCAGCAUCAUGAGUGUUUUUCAAAAAUCAAUCUUUUGCUUGGAGCCGUCCGGCGAUUCCUACACGAGGAGAUCAACUUUCGACGCGAUCUUAGCCGGCUGCAUACCGGUUUUCUUCCAUCCAAAGUCAGCUUAUGAACAAUAUAGAUGGCAUUUACCAAAAGACUAUUUAAGCUACUCUGUGUUCAUACCUGAAGGUGAUGUUAGAGAGAACAAAGCAAUUAUCAAUGACACAUUGGCUAGGAUUUCUAGGACUAGAAUUUCUAAGAUGAGAGAAGAAGUUAUUAGGCUUAUUCCAAGAGUUACAUACCGUGAACCAAGGUCUAGAUUAGGGAAAGUUGAGGAUGCAUUUGAUAUAGCAGUUAAGGGUAUUAUCAGAAGAGUAGAAGAAAUAAAAAAGGAGAUUUCAUCAACAGACAAUGUUUACUAUUCUAAUGAAUGAAGUUGGUUCACAAGGUCUCAAAUUUGCUCAUGGAUUUUUCUCACCCUUUUCGAGAUGGAUCAUGCAUGCAUGGAUGAUGAUGUUAUUUAGAAAUCUUCAUUACAAAUCAUUUGAAAGGUCUAUUUAGUUGCAUUUCAUUUUUGUGUUUAGUUGGAACAAUCUUUGUACAUAUUAAGUCUUAGUAUUAUGAAUACCAAAUAUUACAUGUUGCUUCAAUUAGAAAAGAAAAAAAAUAAUGAAUUCUUCCACUAUAUUUUGUUUUAAAAAUUCUAUGAAGAAAUAGAAAUGUGAACUGUGUUUUGUAGAAUACAUAUGAAGUUAUCUGCAAUAGAAUCCAAAAACCACUUCGAAGUCAAGAAUACAAAAUCAGCAGCUAGAAAUUUCAAAGGUUCACUGAUGUAACCAAAUUCAUUUGAAAAGGGAAUACAAUACAUAAACAUAAAUACCCUUUACACUGAUCUAUUUAUUUUUAUAGUA